This is a messenger RNA of Asterias rubens (European starfish), 1975 nucleotides long. RefSeq names its product MAP kinase-activated protein kinase 5-like. The record is from RefSeq and is a predicted model, not a curated record. The coding region runs from base 18 to 1481 and encodes 487 amino acids. Gene Ontology annotation, cellular component: nucleus; cytoplasm. Gene Ontology annotation, biological process: Ras protein signal transduction; protein autophosphorylation; peptidyl-serine phosphorylation. The transcript has 12 exons. NCBI's taxonomy places the organism in Eukaryota, Metazoa, Echinodermata, Asteroidea, Forcipulatida, Asteriidae. Gene Ontology annotation, molecular function: calcium-dependent protein serine/threonine kinase activity; mitogen-activated protein kinase binding; ATP binding.
GAAGAAGAAAUGGUGCAAUGGAGCAAAGUAAUGAGCAAGCAGAGACAUCAAGCAAUGUCAAUGUCAAUGAGAUAACUACCAACAAUGUUUUGCCUAAGAUAAAAACCACAUCCAUCGUAGAUGACUACACCAUCAACUGGAAUCAGAAGUUGGGGACGGGGGUUAACGGACCGGUGUGGCCAUGCAAGAAGAAUGGAACCAAUGAAAGGUACGCCUUGAAGAUUCUGCCGGAUAAAGCUGCCUCCAGAACAGAGAUCCAUCUUCACUGCCGUUGUAGCAGGCAUCCAGCUAUUGUGACACUUUAUGAUGUCUAUGCAAAUGAAGUGCAAUUCCCAGGUGAGACUCAGCCCUGCCCAAGGCUCUUGAUGGUGAUGGAGCUUAUGGAUGGUGGGGAGCUGUUCGAUCGCAUCAGUCAACAGAAAGGAUUCACUGAGUCACGAGCCAUCAGAUAUGCCAUACAGAUUGCCAGUGCCAUCCAUAGGUGCCAUUCGUUGAACAUUGCCCAUCGAGAUUUAAAGCCAGAAAAUUUACUUCUCAAAGACAACUCUGAGAAUUCCCCAGUGAAGCUGUCUGACUUUGGCUUUGCUAAGGUUGACGACGGAUCGUUAACAACACCCCAUUUUACACCGUACUACGUUGCACCACAGGUUUUGGAAGCUCAGAGGAGACAGAAAAGGCAGCAGAAGGGAAUCAUUCCAACAUCCCCAGGUCCUUAUACAUAUGACAAGAGUUGUGACAUUUGGUCUCUGGGUGUAAUCAUCUACAUUAUGCUCUGUGGCUACCCACCAUUCUACCCCGAGACCCCCAACAGGAAGAUAUCUCGUGAGAUGUGUCAUCGCAUCAUGGCUGGCCAGUAUGAAUUCCCAUCUGAAGAAUGGUCACAGAUAUCUGACCAAGCUAAGGACGUUGUCUCCAGGUUAUUGCAAGUGGACCCAAUGGAGCGGAUGACAGUCAGUGAACUCAUGGAUCACCCAUGGCUACAAGAAAAUAGAUCAUCAAAUAUUGAACUUAGUUCACCUGCUAUCAUGCUGGACAAGAAUUUAAUGGAGGAAGCAUUGAGGGUCCAUUCUGAGCAACUGACGUCAAUGCGUCUGCCUCUGAGAAAGGUCAUAUUGAAGCCUGUGGCUAAGGCAAACAACCCCAUCAUCAGAAAACGGCUCAGAUGUAAGUCUUUGGAUAACAGGGUGACAGAAGGACAGCCUGAAGCUAAGCUGAGGAAGGAGACUGAUGCUGUAACUAAACUCAGGGACGUCGUUGCGCAUUGUAUUCUUCCUCCCCAAGGGGUUGUUUCGGAGUCGAGUGUUUGUGAGUUAAUUCAAAGAGCACUUGAGUACAACAGUGAGUGUAACACACUGAGGCACACACUGCAGGCAUUCCAAUGGAACGGGAAGUCAUUUUCGUCCCCUGUGGAUUAUUCCAAGUUGGCUCUGGCAUUCAGCAGGAUGGUAGAAGAAAGGAAUAGAAGUCAUCCCUUAAAGUAACUACAUAACAAUGGCUAUGGAGCUGAGUUGGCGACAGAAGAACUCGUCCCUCCCUUACAGUGCAUCAUGAUGUGACUUCCAACAGACUCAUGGUUGUAUACAUGUAUGUAUGUAUGUAUAAAUCUUGUUCAUAAUUAUUUAUGCAAAAUUUUAAGAAAUUUUCCUGCAGUCUUUUCACUCAAUCUCAUACAAAAGAGAAUCUUGUUUAAAAUUCAAACCCUCAAGUACAAAUAGAAAUGUAAUUAAUAUUUGAUAAAUAUGUGUCACGGUUAAUCUUAUUCAUUGUUUAACAUAAAUUUGUGAUUUUCAUACUACAUGUAGAUGUGCAAGUAAUGGAAACACAGGAGACUUUAAACAUUUCUUUGUAACUCAGAAGAAUUGAUGUUUAAUUUGCAUUGGGCAUAAAGAACAUUAUUUGGUUUUACCAUCACACCGAUUUUUAUAAGCACUACUCAGUGUUUUCCAGAGUUGUGUGGAAAAAAAUUAUUCAGUGC